Zootoca vivipara (common lizard) is the source of this 8397-nucleotide messenger RNA. RefSeq names its product NRDE-2, necessary for RNA interference, domain containing (gene NRDE2). Gene Ontology annotation, biological process: regulatory ncRNA-mediated heterochromatin formation; negative regulation of RNA catabolic process. The record is from RefSeq and is a predicted model, not a curated record. Gene Ontology annotation, cellular component: catalytic step 2 spliceosome. Lineage: Eukaryota; Metazoa; Chordata; Lepidosauria; Squamata; Lacertidae. Gene Ontology annotation, molecular function: protein binding.
UUUUGGAGCUGAAGCCGGGCGAAACUACAUUUCCCGGCAUGCUCGGGUAAGUCGCUGCCGCUGCCGCCAUCUUGUUUCGGCCCACGCGAUUUCUUCCGUGGGAACGGCAUCCGGGAAGCGCCACCGGUGUUUCCGUGAGCAGGGACGGGAUGGCUCUUUUUCCGGCUUUCGCGGGCGCUGCUAAACCCGGAGAGGCGCCAGCGGGCGAGACCGAGUGCUCCAAGAGAGAAUUGAACUGGCUAACCAACCCGAGCUUCUGCAGUGAAGAUGCUCUGAGACUACACCAGCAUGCUUUAAAGGCCACAGACCUUGCCUCGGACGAAUCCCUGCUCCAAAGAACAACCUCCAGCUUAGAGACAUUGCGAGAAAGUGAAGUCAGCGAAAGUGUCCAAAAGCCAGCUAAGAAAAGAAAGAAAAAGAAAAAACAGCGAGACCACAAGAAAGUAAAAAAGAGAAGUAGAAAGCAUCAGGGAACAAGUGAAUCGGAAUCAGAUGCUGAUGAUGUGAAAGACAAUAGAAAUAAUGAAAAAGAAGCAGAACUGAAUUUAGGAGAAAAAGCUUCAAAUGUGAGCAUUCACUCCAUCUGGCUGGAUGAUGUUCAGGGUGUGACAGCAGAAGUAUUCAGAACAGAUAAGAAACCAGAUCCUGCCAACUGGCAGUAUAAGUCUCUGUAUCGAGGGAACAUUGCAAGAUACAGGAGAAGAAGCAACUUCUGUCUUGGCGUUGAUCCAAGGAGGCAACAUAUUGCCUGGGAGAGUUCCUCAGCGGAGAAAAAGCCCUCCCAUAAGCGGCCUGAGCGUUACUUUGCCAAAGGUGGCCGGAAGCUGUUGAAUGCGGAUGGCAUCCCCGUCAGCACAAAAAGUCAAGGCUCUUUGUCUGGCCCAACUGCUUGGAUACCCAUUUCGGAGCAGGACUCAGCUGAUGUUCUGGCCACAGGCUGGGCAAAUCCUCUUGGGAUUUAUGAUCCAGGGACCACGUUGUGGCUGCAAGGGAAGGGGCCCCCUGAGCACGAUUCACGAAAGCCGCAGGAAGCGCAAGAGAGCUCUGAGAAUGGGGAUUCCCGCCUCCUGGCCAGAGUGGAGGACUAUAACAGGAAGGUCAGAGAGGACCCUGGAGAUAUCAAAGCAUGGAUGGAUUUUGUUUCUUUUCAGGAUGAAGUCAUGAGAGGCCCCAGCUGCUAUGCCAUCAGCGAGGGAGAACGGGAAACGAGGAAGGUGUCCCUCAAGCUCAUCUUGGAGAAGAAGCUGGCCAUUCUGGAAAGAGCUAUUGAGAGCAACCCAAACAACGCUGACCUGAAACUGGCCCGGCUGAAGCUUUGCACAGAGUUUUGGGAGCCGUCGGCUGUGAUCAAGGAAUGGCAGAAAUUGGUGUUCUUGCAUCCAAACAACCCGGCCCUGUGGCAGAAAUAUCUCCUGUUCUGCCAGAGUCAGUUCAGCACCUUUGCAGUUUCCAAAGUUCACAGUCUCUACGGGAAAUGCCUGAGUACUUUGUCAGCGGUGCACGAUGGCAGUAUGGUGUCUCAUCCAGCCCUGCCGCACACAGAGGAAGCCAUGCUGGCCAUCUUCCUUCAGCAGUGCCAUUUCCUCCGGCAGGCCGGCCAUUCGGAGAAAGCAAUAUCGUUGUUCCAGGCCCUGAUUGACUUCACCUUCCUGAAACCAGAUAGCGUAAGGGAACUGCCAACAAGGCGGCAGGUGGAGUUCUUUGAGCCGUUUUGGGACAGUGGCGAGCCUCGGAUUGGAGAAAAAGGAGCGAAAGGCUGGAAGGCCUGGAUGCACCAACAAGAAAAGGGUGGCUGGGUUGCCAUCAUUCCACCUGAUGAAGAUGAGGAAGAGGCGGAGGAGGAGGAAGAAAUAAAGGAUAGAACUUUACCCAAGUGGCAAAACUGGCUGCAUGUUGAACGUUCUCGUGAAGGAAGGCACUGGCUGCCUUGGCGGCCGGACAAAACCAAGAAGGAGACAGUAGAUGAUUGUGAAGAUCCAGAGAGACAGGUCCUGUUUGAUGACCUUGGUCCAUCGCUAAUACAAAUUUCCAGCCCAGAUCUUCAGUUUCAGCUGCUCUGCUCGUUUCUGCAAUUCUUAGGUGUCCCAUGUAGCUGUGGCCUCCUUCCUUCCUUCCUCUACACAGCAAUGGAUGAGAACAACAUCUUUGAGGAUCAGCAGCAUGGCCAACGACCUCUGACUUCUUUUGACCUGUCACUUCCUGGAGUCAGUAGAAUUGGCCAGAUGGGCUCGAUGCUCCAAGGAGUUAGACGUAUUGGCCACCCCAAAGAAGGGGAGGAGUUCAUACAGAAUUUCUUCCAUAUGAUUCUGCCUCUGCUUUCAGGAAAAGAAAAAUCCAAUCUAUCCAACUUUUGGCUUCAGUAUGAAGUCUCUAAGGUUAUUCAGUGUUUGGAAACAGGCAACAAAAAGAAACUGAAAUGGCAAGGGAAGAGAAGUAAGAAAUUAGCCAAGAACCUUCUUAAGACCCAUGAGAACAGAAACGAUGUCUCCCUUUGGCGACUCUACGCCUACCUGGAGUGGUUGCUUGGCAACGUGGAAGAUGCUAGGAAAGUUUUUGAUAUGUCUCUGAGCACGGCGGGAACAGCUGGGAUCCAGAACCCCCAGCUCUGUAACCUGGGCCUGCUUUAUGCCGAACUGGAAGCAGAGUCGCUGGGGAGCCUGGAGGGAACGCUCGAGUCUCGCGCUGUUCACAUAUUGACCAGGCUGGCCGAGCAAGGACCUUACGCGCCUUACAGUGGACAGACAUUAUCCGUGAACAUUUUGAGAGCUCGGAAAACAUACGAGCAUCUUCUCCAGGAUUACUUGAGCAAGAGAGGCGCCUCUGAACAAGAACAGAUCCACGACUACUCCGACCACCUCGUUGGCUUGGUUGGUUGUUACACCCUUUUCCAGUAUUUGACUCUUGGGAUUGAUUCUGCAGUGUCAGUAUACAGGCAGGUUUUUGAGAAGCUGGAAGGCGAAAGCCCUGGCGGUCAGAACUGUGCCGCCACCCUUGAAGCUGUCGCCCUGAUGCAUGUGCAUUUGCUCAGAUACCACAUGAGAACGAGCGUCUAUCCUUUGGCUCCCCUCCGCGAAGCACUGCUGGGGGCUUUGAAGAGGUAUCCUAGCAACCAGCCUCUCUGGAGGGCAUAUAUCCAGAUCCAAAGCAAGUCGCACAACGCUAGCAAAGCGCGGCGGUUUUUUGACAGCGUUGCAAGGGCCGCGAAGUCACUGGAGCCGUGGCUGUUUGCAAUCAAAGCUGAGCAGAUGAGGAAAAAGCUUGUGGAAAGUGUGCAAAGAGUAGCCACUGGCGAUGUGUAUGCAACCAUCCCCGAAACUGGGUUAACCAAUCGAAUCAAGGCUUUAUUUGAACAUGCCAUUGAGACUGAAAACGGUGCUCAUUGUCCAUUGCUUUGGAGGCUAUAUAUAUACUUUAUGGUUUCUUUAGGAGAUAAAGGAAAAAGUAAAGGAGUGUUUUAUAGAGCGCUUCAAAACUGCCCCUGGACAAAAGUGCUGUAUAUGGAUGCUAUAAGCUAUUUUCCAGAUGAGCUGCAAGAGAUCCUUGAUCUAAUGACCGAGAAGGAGCUGAGAGUGCGGGUACCAAUUGAAGAGCUGGAGCUGCUCUUGGAAGACUAGAGAAUGAUGUGAAGACAGCAAGUGGACCUUGGCUUGAGCCUUCAGUCUCUGCCCCUGGAGAGAAAAUAAUUAUACACUUCCUUUAACAGAUGAGAAACUAUUUUUCAGCACAGCUUUCUUGUGGUUGGUUUCCCCAGUGCUGUUAAGUGCUCUUGUGCAGCAAACUGCCAAUAUGGGUGACUCGAUCUGUUGCUGUCGUCGGACAUCGUCACAUGCAUUUGUGUGAUUAUACAGUAGCCAAAGGACAAGCCAUUCUCUCUCAGCUGAUAGAUGCAUGAACACAUGAUCAGAAUAGUUUUAUAGGUUGUACAGAACAUGAAAAUGUGCCCUUGCGUGAUGACUCACGUGAUGUUUUAGGCAGCAAAGCCUUGUGUAACCAAAUUUUUAUUGGUUUGUAAAUGGCAGAGGAUGUAAAUAUGCUUGUAAAGGUACAUAAAAUAUUUUUGAAAUGGAUUUUAUUUCUAUAUCUCCCCCCCCCCCAAAAGGCGGAAACACUUAAGCUCUGCUUUUAGUGAAUCUUUCCUUGUUGCACCUGUGGAAUUUAACAUGGUCACACAGCUGCCAAUUCACAUGCCACACUCAACAGUAAUUUUGAACCCUCCCAGCAUAUGUAUUGUAUGAAAUUGUUUCCUAUUCAUUUCAGAAGUUUGGGCUACCCACUACUGAAAUCAGGUGGGAUGUUAAGAAUUGCGAAUGAGGAUGCACACAGGUUGGCAGGUAAGAUUUUGAAAAAGUAAAUGCUAAGCCAGGCUUGUGGAAUAGAGCUGCAUAUCCGAGCGUUGUUGGUUGUAAAAGAAGUGAGCUGUGUGUGCUCUCUAGGGCACUCUCCUGUGAUGCUGUGAGGGCAUCCUAAAUCCAGAGCAGUUUGUGGAUCUGCCCCUCUGAUUAGGGGAGAUUUCUCCUGGGGCAGCCCCAUCCCAGCUGACAUUACUGCUCCUCUGGCCAGGGACAGCUUUGGAUUCAGCAGAUGCUCUCCCAUCUUGAGGGAACGGGGAAGAUAGAGAUGACUUGGCUGUUGAAGCCUUGAUUGCUUCAAGAUUAGAUUAUUGCAAUGCACUCUAGGUGGGGCUGCCCUUGAAGACAACUCAGAAACUUCAGUUGGUCCAAAACACAGCAGACCCAGAUACUGGCCUGCGUUCAGUUUAGCUCGCAUAUAAAUCCCGUUUUAAAACAGCUGCACAGGUUGCCAGUUUGUUUUCGGGCCCAAUUCAAGGUGCUCACAUUGGUGUUUAAAGCCCUAAACAACUCAGGCCCCAAAUAUCUGAAAGACUACCUCCUCCCACACAGACCUUCUCAGGUGCAAAGGGGGGUCUUUCUGGUAUUUCCUGCAUCCUCAGAGGUUUGGGGAGAGACGGAGGUGGCCUCGGUAGUGGCCCCUAAACUGUGGAAUCCCUUCCUCACUGAGGUGCAUCUUGCACCAUUGUGAUACAGCUUCCAGAUAAUGCUGAAGACGCACCUCUUUACCCUGGCUUUUGACACUUGACAUGUAUUAUUUCAGGGCCCCGUAUUUUUAUGGUUGUAAAUUGUUUUUAGUACUGUGUUUUAAUGCUGCAACCCACCUUGGAACCUUAUAAAGGGCAGACAAUAAAUGAGUAAAUAACAAAAACACAGCAAGCACUCUGGGAUUGAAAGCAAGGAGUGAACAGCAGCUUACUUUGUUUGCACUGGGACUUCUAUUGCUAUUACUGGAAGUGUUUUAACAAGAGAGGGACGUGAAGCCUCUGUUUAUAGGAUUGGAAACCUAGUAACAAUUACAGGGAUGCCUCUGGAUAUCACAAUACACCCCCUUCGGGCAAAACAGCUAGUGUUUCCUAUAGGAAGCAGAGAGGGCAGUUGCUUUCAUGCUGCUAGAAUCCGAAUGGAAGCAGCAGAGAGCACAACUCAGCUAUGAAAGCUUUUAAUUAAUUAUCCUUUAUUCCAUAAGCAAUGCCUUGCGACACUUGCUGCAAGGUGCAAUUAACUAAAUAAAGCUUUGGACUGUCCUGAAAUCUAAUAUAGGCUGUCAACAACCAGGCCGCUCAAGUAUUCAGCAGGGGUGUUACGAGCUCUGGCCACAAAUCAUGCCAUUAACCAGAUCUCAGAGGAGCCAAAAUAGUAUUCUCAGAGGUAUGUUCUCUUCAGCAGAGGUAAUUCAGUGGUGGGCAGAGAAUUUUGUUUCACCGCCUUAUUCCAAAGGGAGUGUGGUGCAAAGCAGCCUCUUAAGAGUAGCUGCAAAAGUUUUACCGCAUUUACUUUUCUGAAACUCUUCUUCAGAUAACAAGGUGGGGACAAAAAAAAGUAUUUGCAUAAUUGAAUUCCUGGUCUGUGCUGGUAGCCACAUAUAUUUGAAAAUAAAUCCCACCAUAAUCAAUGGGACAUACCAUCAAACCUAAGAUCAAGUCCACAAUUAAGGUAUAUUGGGCAUCUAAAUGUUUUUGGCUUUAUGGGUUGGGGGCAUCUGCCUAUGUCAAAAACCUGAAACCUGUUAAAUUGUCCUGGCUGCAAGCCAUGGAAAUCUGGCCACUGGCCACCUGGAUAAGUGAAGACUUGGGCAUUACUUUAAAAAGCCAAUAUUCUUUGGGGAAAGACAAGGCAUUUAACCCAUUUUCCAAACUGACUUAAACUUGCAGUGAAAAAAAAAUAUACCCAACUGUGUAGACAUGCAAAAUUAGGGCUUCCACUCAGGAGAGUUGCCCCUAUUGGCUAUUAGCUUUCCUGUUAUGUGAGUUUCUAAACAAGAGCAUAUGGAGCUUUAGACAGGAAAAGACAUAGGCUGUUCUUCUGUGGAGCAGGACAGUGUGCCUUCCUCUUAGAAAGUCCUCCUACCCCCUUACCUGGUUAAAGUUUCCACUGGCAGAAACCUUAACCCACAUUUGCUGUUAACCAGCAUUUGGAUACGGGUUCCAAAUACUGCUGAAUGGUAAAAUCUGGUUCACAUCUAUCAUGGCCAAGAUCAGUACCUUAACCACAGCUGACGUAACCACUGAGAAUUUCUACAGGGGCAUGCAACUGCAGUUAAGUUCCUGGGAGUAUUUAUGGGGGGAAACCCAGUGGUGUCCCACCAGCAGAACUACUUCCCUUCCCUCUGCCCCACUUUGGUCCAGAGGACUGGGGGAUCCUCUAGAGCAGAAUGGCUGGGGGAGGAGGGAAUUGCAAGGAAGAGGAGAGGAAGGAGAAGUUGCAUUCAUAAGAAGUCCACUCACACAACACUGGAUGUCCCCUUAAGUGUUCUCAUCAUAGCCACAGAAUGACACGUAUAAAGAACGGUGGUUGCUCUGGCAACAGGGCAAACAAGCUUAAUUAAUCCACACCGUUGUCAAACUGAAUAAACAGUACAUGGAUGGACGGAGAAAUCUGUUGGUCAUGAGUGUCCCAACUAUUUGUAAGCGCAGCUCACCUACAACUAGUGACGAAGAGAUGAGAUGGCUCUGUCAGUGAAAUACAAUCUGCAGGCGGCCACCUGCUCAUGGCAGCUCCUCUUUGUGAUUAUACUCCUCUAGCAACAUCUAUUUCUAGCGCUUAGCAUUGUCACAGCCUGUCUUGUUCAGCUUGAGAUAAUACAAGAGCAAUUUGCUUUCGACGUGGUUUAAAUUGUUCACCGAAGCCAUGAGAAACCCCCUCAGGCUCAGAACACAUGCUUCAUAAUUCAGAAGUAGAGGGAAUCUGCUAGCAGUUAAUGAUGCGCCUUGUAGUGCAGCAGAGAGGUAAAAUACGCCCCCAGUUGUUUUGACUAAUACACAUAUACAUAAACACAAUUCAAACCCCUUUCAGUUUUGGUGCUGCUUUUUGCUUUCUCAGGAGGAAAUAAGUGCCUGGAGGCUUGUUACCUGUAGGAACUCUCCCCAUACCUAGAUGCCAACAACAGCUGUGGGUUAAGUUCCCUCGCUCCAUGAAUGCACAACCCAACCUGGAGAAUCUCUGUAGGACCCCAAAGCCUGGAAUUCCAACAGUGGUUUGACCAUGGAAGUUAUGUUUAUGUCUCUGUGAUCGACAGAGUUAUUUAGACUCUGACUGCCCUUUACCCACAGACAGCCUUGGCCGUGACAUCUGACCCUCAAUCCAUAUUAACAUUUUGUGAAUUUGGCAUGUUCUUGGAGCCAGGCAGGAAUUGAUGAAAGAUGCAGGGUUCUGUUCAGCCUUCCAAGUCAUUUUUGCUUCUUCUAGUCCAUCUCAUUUCCACUGAGCAUCUGUUACCACACGUUGUCUAACUGCUUAUCUGGAUGGAUUUUCCAAUAAUGUGGGCUUUUGAAAGCAUUCCCAGCAAAAUGUUUUUCAACAUUAUUUCGGCAUUCUUUCUCAGUCGCUGUGCAAUCAUAUAAAUGUCUGCGCAGCUAGGCUGGAGUUUUGGCAGGCUUCCCACAACCACCCUUAAGGGACAUGGCUCCUUUUCCCCCACUCAGUUCUUUCCACUACAGUGGUAGCCUCCAAGCCUUGUUUUUUUUAUUAUCGAAUUUCCUUCAGAUUCUCUUGCUAGUGUUUUUUUCUGUUGCAAUUACUACACUUAAGUACCCAUUUCUUCAGCUUUUAUCCUCCCUUUCUCUUUUACAGUUUUAUCUGCCCCUCUCUUUUUGUACAUUUAGUGCUGUAUCUUUCCUCAAUCGCCUUUUUGUGCAUCCCCACCUAGAUUGGGUUUAUGGCUCGACUUGGGGAUUUCCCCAUAAGUGCCUGUCCUAUGACAGCAAAAAACUUAACACCUGAAAUUCUGGAGAUUCAUAUUUGUUACUUUAGCUAUUUACUUCUAGUUGCACCCAGGUCUAAAUGUAACAACCAGCCAUGGAAAAGUUAUGGAGUCAAUCGGUUUGGC